Molecule: messenger RNA, 1083 nt
Organism: Aspergillus niger
Lineage: Eukaryota; Fungi; Ascomycota; Eurotiomycetes; Eurotiales; Aspergillaceae
Exons: 2
Coding region: 1-1083 (360 amino acids)
Molecular function (GO): ubiquitin protein ligase activity
Source: RefSeq, a predicted model, not a curated record
AUGGCGUCCUCCUCUCGUUAUCAGUUGGCUGACAUUUUGAAAAUUAAUCCUGCAGCUGAUCACCACUGUCUCGGUCUCUCGCACUCUUACAACCGUCGCUGCAACAAUCUGAUCAGCUAUCAGAAGCGUCAGGAAGCUCACUCCCUGAUUGAACGAGGCUCCCGCGUAUUUGCAGCUACCUCUUCCAUAUCCGCUGUCGAUCCGCUUCUUGUCGACAUCGCCAGCCUCCUUCUCUGCCCCAACCAGCACCGAUACCAAUUCUUGACCCUGGUCGCCCAGUGGGAAGCGAAACUGCAGCGGUAUCUAGCUGAGCAGCGAUCCGGCGCUCCCAUCGCAGUCAUGUCAAACAGCUACUUUCACAUGCCCCCCAACCCCACCAUCAUGGCUACGGGUAGUGGGAUUGCGGUCACCAACCUGACAACCACCCAUGGGCCCGGCUCAUCGAGCAGAAUCACCAUCCAGCAUGGCAUGGUCGGGAUGGGUGCAAACCAUCAUCACCACGUGCAGAGCCCAAGACCCCGAGUCGAGAUCAUCCGUCCCGCGGGCGACCCUGUUGCUGCUACCACCUCGAUGUCAGCCUCAGCUUCCAGCAGUGCUUCCCCUUCUCCGCACGCCAAUUCUGCAUUCCAUCACCGUCCCCACACCCCGGCUGUCCAACUCGUCAGCAGCACCUUGAUCGCUUCGGGCCAUACUCACCCCGCCCAUCAAGGAAGUCCGAGACCACUUCCGUCUGGACCAAACACUAUAUCUAUGUACUGCGACUCACCUACCGCCCCAAAGCAUCAUCGCGUCAAGCCUCGCCCUGUGGAUGGCGACUGCGGAAUAUGUCUUCUCCCGUAUCUGGAUGAGAGUAUGCGCUGCGACAUGUCCGACGAUGGGCGAACGGACGACGAUGAGGAUGACGAAUGGGAGGAACUGGACGACGAAGAACUUGCCGGCCCGGACUACGAUCACGGCCUUCUGGUCUGGUGCCGGGGAUCCUGCGGGACCAACUACCACCGGGCAUGCUUGGAGCAGUGGCUCGACACCUUUGACACCCUGGAGCCGACGUGCCCGACCUGCCGCAACUACUGGAUUCUUUAG